Molecule: messenger RNA, 555 nt
Organism: Aspergillus nidulans FGSC A4
Lineage: Eukaryota; Fungi; Ascomycota; Eurotiomycetes; Eurotiales; Aspergillaceae
Exons: 3
Coding region: 1-555 (184 amino acids)
Source: RefSeq, a predicted model, not a curated record
AUGACAUUUAUGGCUGAUCUAGAUAGCCGCGAGGACCGCGACGCAGCCUUGCAUCUUCUCAAAGAUGCCGAGAAGCGCGCCAUGAGCAGGUAUAAUGCAGUGGUACAACCCCAAGAAGCAAAUGACAGCGGGACAGGGGAACUCUCCCAGUCACUAAAAGUCACUUGUUUGACCGACGAGAAGGCAGAGAAUCAGGAUGGUGAUGACGACGAUGAUGAUGCUGAUAGGCUAAAUGUGCGGGCUUUAGCCAAUUAUUUGGAUGAAUGUGUGAACUGUCGGAGGGAGCUCGAGAAUAUCCACUUCUGGGGUCUUCUUCCCCCGUCGGAGCUGGUGGGUGAUGGGAUGGUGCCGCUUGUCUCGGCGGAGGGAAACAGACAAGUUAUCUGGGUGGAAGAGUGGAAGGACAGCCUUGCAGAGAAGUGGGAGACUGAAAGUUUUGAGUAUGAGGGGGGUUUGUCAGCCUGGUGCAUGAGAAUCCUGCCCGAGCCACAGAGGACACGGUGGGCAGCCUUCUUUAUGUCCCAGGGCGGAUCUGGACCAGGCCAAUCCUGCUAG